Molecule: messenger RNA, 2068 nt
Organism: Sipha flava (yellow sugarcane aphid)
Lineage: Eukaryota; Metazoa; Arthropoda; Insecta; Hemiptera; Aphididae
Gene: Pgm2a
Product: phosphoglucomutase-2
Exons: 11
Coding region: 198-2015 (605 amino acids)
Biological process (GO): purine ribonucleoside salvage; carbohydrate metabolic process
Molecular function (GO): phosphopentomutase activity; magnesium ion binding
Source: RefSeq, a predicted model, not a curated record
AUAAUGAGCUUCGAAAUAUAGUUCGCAUUGCUCCUGCGAUCCUCUCUUCAAAUAUAUAAUUUUAGAAUUUCAGGUACUCUAUGUGAAGUGCGAUUAUGAAAUAUCGUUGAUUAUUUUGAUAACUGAACACUGAGUGUCUGAGAUAAUAGAUUUUUGGUAAAGUUGGAAGUAUUCAGCUAAGAAGAUUAAAAUUUAUAAUGGAUACAACAUUUCUACCGGAAUCUUUACAGCUUUUGGUAAAAAAUUGGAUGUUGUGGAAUCAAUCACAGCAAUAUUCUGUAGAAUUGGAGGAGCUUUUGAAAAAUAGGAAUGUGGAUAAAAUUAAAACUAUGUUUGAUGGUCGUCUGUCGUUUGGAACAGCUGGUUUAAGAGCAGCAAUGGCACCUGGUUUUAAGCGUAUGAAUGAUCUAGUUGUCAUACAAAGUGCACAAGGGAUUUUUCAUUAUAUGCAUAGUGUUUUUGGAAGUUCAUUAAACACAUCUGGUGUGAUUGUCGGAUUUGAUGGAAGAUUCAAUAGCAAAAGGUUUGCAGAAUUAACAUCAAGUGUAUUCUUAAAACAUUCCAUCAAAGUUUAUCUCAUUAAUGAAGUUUGCCCAACUCCGUUUGUAGCUUAUGGUAUUAAACAAUAUAAAUGUUGUGGCGGAAUAAUGGUAACCGCAUCACAUAAUCCCAAAGAAGACAAUGGUUAUAAAGUACUAUGGAAUAACGGUGCUCAAAUUAUUUUCCCAGAUGAUAAAAAUAUUCAAAAGAGUAUUAUUGAACACUUAAUGCCUGAAGAUGGAGUUUGGAAUACUGAAGAAAUUUAUAGUAACACCUUAUUGAUAAAUCCAUUGAUUGAUCUUCAAAAACGUUACAACAGUUUUAUUGAUGGAUUAUUAUUUCCAAAUUUGGAAAAAAAGAAAACAAAUAUAAUUUUUACUUAUACACCUAUGCAUGGUGUUGGUUAUCCUUAUAUAAGAAAUGUAUUUGAGAGUGCAAAAUUCAAUCCUGUAAUAGUUGUUGAGCAACAAAAAGAUCCAAAUCCAGAAUUCCCUACUGUACCCUUUCCAAACCCAGAAGAAGGCAAAAGUGCAUUAAAACUUGCCAUAGAAACAGCUGAAAACAAUGGAAGCCGAAUUAUACUUGCUAAUGAUCCUGAUGCUGAUCGAUUGGCUGUGGCUGAACAUCCGAUAGGUAGUGAGGGUUGGAAAAUAUUCACAGGUAAUGAAUUAGGAGCUUUAUUAGGAUGGUGGAUGAUACACUCAUAUAAAAAAAUCCAUGGUAAAACAAAUUCUAAAUUAGUUGUACUUUCAAGUACAGUAUCAUCUGCAAUACUUAAAUCUAUGGCUAAAUUAGAAGGAAUUAGAUUUGAAGAGACACUCACAGGAUUUAAGUGGAUGGGUAAUCGUGCUGAUCAGCUUGCUGCUGAAGGAUAUAAAGUAAUUUAUGCCUUUGAAGAGUCUAUUGGUUAUAUGUGUGGAAGUGAAGUUUUGGAUAAGGAUGGCAUAUCUGCAGCUGUUAAAAUUGCAGAACUAGCGAUUUAUUUAGAAAAAGAAAAUAGUACAUUGUCCUCAGCUUUAGAAUCGAUAUAUAACCAGUAUGGUUGGCAUUUAUCUAUUAACUCAUAUUUCAUAUGCAAUGAUAGUCUGACAAUAAAAAAAAUAUUUGAAUCAUUAAGAAGAGUUAAUAAUCAGCAAUGCAAUUAUCCAAAAUCGAUCCUUGGUGGACGAUAUUUAAUCAAAUCUGUUCGGGAUUUGACAAUUGGCUAUGAUUCUAAUACAAUAGAUAACAAACCAUUAUUACCCAUAUCAAAAUCUUCUCAAAUGAUAACAUUUACAUUUGAUAAUGGUUUAAUUACUACAUUACGAACAAGUGGAACAGAACCCAAAAUAAAAUAUUAUGCUGAAUUAUGUAGUGAUCCUGAAAAUUCCUCGGAUGUUAACAAACUGAAAUGUGUUUUAAAUGAAAUGGUUGAAGCAAUAAUCGAAGAAUUUUUAAAACCACAUGAAAAUUCUCUUAUUUUUCGUUGCAAUUAGCUAAAAAAUAAUGUAACUUUGCUCAUUUUAAUAAUAUAGGUAACUCCAAACCA